UUAGCCACCACAUUACAAGAUAAAUACUGCCUCCUGUUUUCCUCUCUCUCUCUCUCCUGUUUUCUUCCACUUUCUCUCUCAUUCAUAAGAUCUUCCUUUCUUUCACAACUUUCAAAACCAAAUCUAAAAGCUGCACUUGUUUGUAGCAUAUCAUCCCUUUUUAUCUCUCCUUGUCCCUUUCACUCGAUCUGCAUUUUCCUUUUCUAUCACAAAACACAACACCAUAGCCACUCUUUCCUCUGCUGCUCUUCUUUGAUUUGCGUGCAAUCUUUCCAACCUACGCGGUUAUUGUUCCUUCUCCUACAAGAUCUUAUCCCUCCCCUGCUUUGUUCCUAAGCUGAAUAAAACAAAAAUUCUCAGAAUUUUUUGUGGAAUAAUAAAGAGACCAAUCUUUUUUUAUAAUGAUUCUCUAAUGACCCUUUUUAUCUUUUUACAGUCCCAUUAAUUUAUAUUACAAAUAAUGGAUUCCAAUACUCAUCAGAGUUAUCUACUCAAACAACAGAACCAACCCAUUUCUGGAUUGCUUCGUUUUCGUUCUGCACCAACUUCACUUCUUUCAAACAAAGAUAGUAAUAGUAGUAGUAGUAAUCAUUUUUGGGAGUGUUCUGAUAAUAUUAAUUCUGGUUCAUCUAGUUUUCAAGAGUUUGAAGAAAAUAAUAAUAAUAAUAAGACUUGUUCUAAGGAAUUGAGUGAAAUGAAUUCUUCUGGUUAUGGUGGUGGUUUGCCACCUCAUUAUCCUAGACAUGGUUCUGGUGUUACUUCAAGUUCUGCUAUGAAUGGUUCUUUUGGAUUGGGAAUGGAACAUGAAACAACACAUAAGAGCUUUCCUUCAAAUCUUCUUAGGCAGGGUAGUUCCCCUGCUAGUCUUUUCUCCAACAUUUCCUUUCAAAAUGGGUUUGCAUUCAUGAAAGGUGUUGGAAACUAUGCUGAAGCGAAUGGAAGUAACGACGAACUUAGUCCGUCGAUUAAUCGAUUGAACAGUCAGGUUAGCUUUCCUUCAAGAAAUGCUUCUUCAUUGGGAAUAUUGUCACAAAUCACUGAAAUAGGGAGUGAGGAUAUUGAAGCAACUAGUCCUGAUGAUGGAAGAGAAAGAAGUAGCAAUGGCGAUGCAACACAUUACGGUUCUGGAUUUCCCUAUAGUUCUUGGAAUGAUACUCAAACAUUCUCAGAAAAUCUCAGUGGUUUGAAAAGAGGGCGAAGCGGUAACGAAAAAAUGUUUUCUGAUAUUCAGAGUGGAGGGUUUGGAAAUCAAGUUCAUACAUUAUCACAUCACUUGAGUUUACCAAAGACUUCAUCUGAAAUGAUUGCUAUGGAGAAAUUGCUUCAGUUCUCAGAUUCUGUUCCUUGUAAAAUCAGAGCGAAACGAGGUUGUGCUACUCAUCCUCGAAGCAUUGCUGAAAGGGUAAGAAGAACUAAGAUCAGUGAAAGAAUGAGGAAAUUACAAGAGCUUGUUCCAAACAUGGAUAAGCAAACUAACACAGCAGACAUGUUGGACUUGGCUGUUGAUUACAUUAAAAAUCUUCAGAAACAAUUCAAGUCUCUAAGUGAAAAACGAGCUAGCUGCAAAUGUAUGAGGAUGCAGAAGGCAGAUACAAAUCAAAUUUGACAAACAUUUCUUAUGCAAAGAUGGAUUAGGAUUGGGGACUUUAAUGUUCAUGUUGAAAAAUAAGUAGAAAGAAAGAGACUAAUAUAGAAAUGAUAUUAUGUUUUUGUUGAAUGUGACAUUCACAACAUAAAGGUUCUUUAGAUUAAAAGGGUUUCGAUUACAGAGCAAUAAAAUCAAAUAGUAUUUAUAUUUGUAA
This is a messenger RNA of Cicer arietinum (chickpea), 1802 nucleotides long. Its product is annotated as transcription factor bHLH130. The record is from RefSeq and is a predicted model, not a curated record. Gene Ontology annotation, molecular function: DNA-binding transcription factor activity, RNA polymerase II-specific; RNA polymerase II cis-regulatory region sequence-specific DNA binding; protein dimerization activity. Gene Ontology annotation, cellular component: nucleus. Lineage: Eukaryota; Viridiplantae; Streptophyta; Magnoliopsida; Fabales; Fabaceae. Gene Ontology annotation, biological process: regulation of transcription by RNA polymerase II.